Plasmodium vivax (malaria parasite P. vivax) is the source of this 1033-nucleotide messenger RNA. RefSeq names its product RAD protein (Pv-fam-e). The record is from RefSeq and is a predicted model, not a curated record. The transcript is spliced from 2 exons. The coding region runs from base 179 to 1033 and encodes 284 amino acids. NCBI's taxonomy places the organism in Eukaryota, Apicomplexa, Aconoidasida, Haemosporida, Plasmodiidae.
AGAAUUUAAUUUUUCGACCCAUGGUUGCGUUAAGUAGGUGGCACCUGAGUUACGCUCCUCCUCAGAGUUGACCCCAGGGAAAGAGCUCCAUCCUCACUUUUGAAGAGAGUGCCAAUUGGGGCAGCCUUUCCCCCACAAACCACUGCAGCUGUGUAUGUACAUGUAGAGGCACACACACAUGCGGCAUAUGAUGCAGGGAAGAAUGCCACUUGGGGGGGACUCCAAUGACGAGCGCUUCACGAGAUGUUUCUUACUACUCUUUUUAGUCACCCUGCUGUAUGCACGUUCGCUGCACCAAAAUGGCUCGGUAAAAUGCGUAAAGUUGGGAGGGCCCCAAUUUUGUGGGCAACAAAGCAGGGAGUUGGCCGAAGUGGUCACCAAAAUGAAAGGCGCCCUUUCGAAAACGCUUUCCCAUAAAGAAGAAAAUGAAAGUUACAAAAGGUGUAGCGCAGUUGGAGCAACUAGCCAGGCAGACAGUCUGGGCUACCCAUUCGGGUGUUCCAAAGAGGACCUUUCCAGGGAACUCUCCAUGGACGAAAUAAAUAAACUAAUCAGCUCAUGCAUUCUUUUUGUAAGCAGGAAAAAAGCGUACAUAGUAUUUUACCAUUAUAAUAAUUACCUAAAGGGGAUGUUUCGAGAUAUGGUCAUCAAAUUAUCGAAGCGAUUUGAAGACCUGGCAUCCAAACAUGGGAUGUCGGAGGAGGACCGGAAGAAGCAAUGGGCCCAAUGUGAAGAGGCUCUUACACACGAACUGAUACAUAUGGAUGAUGCAUCUACCAAGGGGUUUUAUUUUUUUGUGAAAAAGAGAGUAUUCUACCUAGACCUGAGGGAGUUCCUCAUACGCUGCAAGGAUUUUUGGUACGCCACCAUACACACAAGUGAAGAAAAGUGGCUGCACAUUUUGACGCAGGCGGCGGAGAAUUGUGAGGCCCUCGGGAAGAAGCGCGCUGGUGGUGUCGUCCAGAAGGGCCAGACAGCAGUUAAGCCGAAAAAAAUAGCAGCAGGGGUGGCGAAGAAAAAAGACAAAAAAUAG